Molecule: messenger RNA, 2406 nt
Organism: Rotaria sp. Silwood2
Lineage: Eukaryota; Metazoa; Rotifera; Eurotatoria; Philodinida; Philodinidae
Source: the annotation of a GenBank genome assembly
AUGGUUGAUCAAUUAAGUACAUCAUCAUUAUUAAUAACUCGUCAUAAUCCUGAAACACAUAAAUCAAUAUUAUUAAUAGCUCAUACAUCUUUUUAUCAACCAAGUGAAAAAUGGGAAUAUAUUAAUUCAUUAUUAAUUGAAGGUAUUAUUGAUGAUAUUUUAUUUGAAGGAACAAUAAAUCAUCCACAAGAAAAAGAACCAGUUAGAAAUUUUCAAAGAUCAAAAGAAUAUAUAAAUGGACUUGAACAAACAAAAAUAUAUUUUCGUGAAAAUAUUUUAAUUGAACAAAGUCGUUGUAUUCGUUUAAAAUCUCCAAAUUCUCCUGAUUAUAUUGGUUUUCGAACAAUUGAAUUUACAAAUGAAUUUCGUCCCGGAUCAAUAAUUGCAAUUAAAAUUUCUCUUCUUCCACAAAUUCGUCAAUCUAUUAUUUAUCUUGAACAAUUAUUAAAUCAAUAUACAAAUUCAACAAGUCAAUUUAAUAAAAUAAUUAAACAAUUAACAUUAGUUGAUCUUGAACGUAUUAUUUAUCGUACAUCAUUUGAAGAACAAUCAGAUGGAAAAGGUUUUGAUGUUUAUAAUAUACCUGAUUAUGGUCAACUUAUUUAUUGUGGUAUUCAAGGACAAAUAUCUAUUUUAGAUAAAAUUCGUUUAUUUAAUCAAAUUAAACAUCCAUUUGUUAAUAAUUUAAAACAAGGAAAUUGGUUAAUGAAAUAUAUAUCAAAUAGACUUAAAAUUCAUCCAAAUACAAAAAAGUUAGGUGAAUGGUAUGAAAAUGCAUUUGAAUAUAUAAGUUGUUUACCACGUUUAAUGAUUCCAAAAUAUUUUGAUUUAAUAAUAACAGGUUCAUAUUAUAUAUUAAUAGAACAUGGAUAUAAAUUAAUGAAUCCAUUUAUAAUUAAAUCAUCAAAAUUUAUUCGUUCACUUUCUCAAACAACUAUUCAAUUAUUAAGUUUUAUUAAUAAUUCUCGUUUACCAUUAAUAUCAUCAAAUAUAGUUAAACCUAAUCCAAUUGAAGAAAAAGAUGAACAAACAUUUGAACGUAUUCAAUUAAUACCAUCAUUAGCUGCUGAUUUUCCAAAUUUAUCUUAUGGUAUAUGGAGAAAUUGGGGUCGUCAAACAUUUAUAUCAUUACGUGGUCUUCUUUUAUUAACUGGUAGAUAUGAAGAAGCUCGUUAUUUAAUAUUAUCUUAUGGUGGAUCUAUUCGUCAUUAUUUAAUUCCAAAUAUAAUGUAUGAUGAAAAAAAUGCUCGUUAUAAUUGUCGUGAUGCUGUUUGGUGGUGGUUAUAUUCUAUAUUAAAUUAUACGAAAUUUGUUGUUAAUGGUUAUGAAAUUCUUUGUGAUAAUAUUUCACGUAUAUAUCCUAAUGAUGAUAGUUCACCAAAAAUAGUUGAUUCAUAUAAUCAAAAAUUACAUUAUCUUAUUUAUGAAAUUCUUCUUAAUCAUAUUCAAUCAUUUCAAUUUCGAGAACGUGGAGCUGGAUAUUAUUUAGAUUCUAAUAUGAAAGAUGAAGGUUUUAAUAAUAAUAUUGGUGUUAAUUUAAAAACGGGAUUUAUAUAUGGUGGAAAUCGUUGGAAUUGUGGAACUUGGAUGAAUAAAAUGGGUUCAAGUGAUAAAGCAUCAAAUAAAGGUCAUCCAUCAACACCACGUGAUGGUUCAGCUAUUGAAUUAGUUGCAUUAUGUCGUGCAACACUUUCAUGGAUUAUUAACAUGAAUAAACAAGGAUAUUUUCCUUAUGAUUAUUUUCAAAUAUCUUUAGAAUCUGGUGAAAAAAUAAAAAUAUAUUUAAAUGAUUGGUUAAAUCGAAUUGAUGAAAAUUUUGAAAAUGAAUUUUGGAUUGAUGAAUCAAAUUCAUCAGAAUUUGUUAAUAGAAAACAAAUUUAUAAGGAUACAGUUAAUUCAACACUUGUAUGGACUGAUUUUCAAUUAAGACCCAAUUUUAUUAUUGCUGCUGUUAUUGCUCCAGAAAUGUUUAAUAAAACUCAUAUAUGGUUAGCAUUAAAACAAGUUGAAACAAUUUUAUUAGGUAAAUAUGGAAUAAAAACUCUUGAUCCAAAUGAUUAUAAUUAUAUUGGUGAUUAUGUAAAUGAUGAUGAUUCAUAUGAUUAUAAACGAGCACAUGGUUUUAAUUAUCAUAAUGGACCGGAAUGGUUAUGGUUAACAGGUUAUUAUAUACGAGCAAAAAUUUAUUGGUCAAAACAACAAAAUGAUCAAAUUAUUUAUAAACAAACAAUAAAACAUAUUCGACAAUUAAUAUCAUCACAUAUAGAUUUAUUUAUGUCAAAUGAUUGGAAAGGUUUACCGGAAUUAACUAAUUCAAAUGGUAAAUUUUGUCCUUAUUCAUCUUAUGUUCAAUCUUGUUCUUGUGCAACUCUUUUAGAAGCUUUAUAUGAUCUUUCACAAAUAUAA